This is a messenger RNA of Triplophysa rosa, 888 nucleotides long. RefSeq names its product CD247 antigen like (gene cd247l). The coding region runs from base 148 to 618 and encodes 156 amino acids. The transcript is spliced from 8 exons. The record is from RefSeq and is a predicted model, not a curated record. Gene Ontology annotation, cellular component: Fc-epsilon receptor I complex. Lineage: Eukaryota; Metazoa; Chordata; Actinopteri; Cypriniformes; Nemacheilidae. Gene Ontology annotation, biological process: cell surface receptor signaling pathway. Gene Ontology annotation, molecular function: IgE receptor activity.
GCGAGGGCCACUUCCUGUUAGUUGAGGGUUGCCACUGUAGGCUAUAAGCAGUAAAAACAGAAAGGUAAAAAAAAAUUGCACAUCACUUACCAGGCCAGGCAACACAAAGAAACAACAUCCACAGAAACUGUCAUCUCAGGGAAUGUAAUGGGAAUGAGAGGGACAGCGACUAUAUUGUUUUUGGCCAUACAUAUAUCCGAUGCAGAGGCUAUGCAACCGAGCGACCCAGUUUAUUGUUAUAUUUUAGAUGUAAUUCUGCUGCUGUAUUCUAUCAUUUUUACUGCUCUCUACUUCAGAGAGAAGUUACUGAGGAAAGGGUCUGUUCCUGAAGACCCUUCAGAGCCUGCAGCCCCUACCCGUGACCCAAAUGAGCCUGUUUAUACAGAUUUGGAUCUGCCUCAGAUGGAUUCCGAUUAUCAGCAAUUGAACAGACCGAUUAGAAGACGGGAGGAAGAGACUCAAUAUCAGGAACUCAGAGGACAAUCGAAUGAUGAAUACCAGCGAAUAAAUCCCACAGGACGCAAUCCUCGCAAAUCCAAGAACAAAUCUAAUGAGGCUCGAACAGGAAGGAGAAGGGAUGCAGCUGAGGCUGUGGAGAUGUACACACUUCCCCAAUAACAUCACACUACUAUAGUGUGAAUUCAACAAGAACCUGAUUAUCUACAAACUAACAGCUAAAUCAUCAUGUAUCUCUAUUGAAUGCAUUCAUGUAUUUUGUGUGAAUUUGUUACUUAGUCAAUAGUUUUUUGGUAUCUUGUGUGUGUGUGUAUAUGCAACCUUUGGUUAAAAGAGGUUCUUGAAUGCUUUAACACACAAGCACAAAUAAUGUAUACUGGUCUGUGUCUAGCAGCACAGUCUGUUGUCGUUUCUACAUAUUUUGUAUGAGUA